Messenger RNA from Pygocentrus nattereri (red-bellied piranha), 3786 nucleotides. RefSeq names its product MAP/microtubule affinity-regulating kinase 3a (gene mark3a). Bases 773 to 2995 code for a protein of 740 amino acids. Gene Ontology annotation, biological process: protein phosphorylation; intracellular signal transduction. The record is from RefSeq and is a predicted model, not a curated record. Gene Ontology annotation, molecular function: ATP binding; protein serine/threonine kinase activity. The transcript is spliced from 18 exons. NCBI's taxonomy places the organism in Eukaryota, Metazoa, Chordata, Actinopteri, Characiformes, Serrasalmidae. Gene Ontology annotation, cellular component: plasma membrane; cytoplasm.
UUCAGUGGGAAAGGGUGUGUCAUGGUCCUGUAAUGGUAUGACGAAGUUUUUCUCCCUGUUUCCCACCCCGAGAACACCUAACUUUUGAACGCACGGCCCGCAGUAUCCGAGGCUGCGGCUCCAAUGAGCGGCGAGGCCCGUGUGUCCUCACUUCCUCCGUCUCUUCAGGGCCACAGGGUGGCCAUUUUGGAUCUGGCUUUAACGGAAAGUGGCAGCAGGCUUCUGUGGAUGGAGCAGACACCGAGAGCGGUGUUCUCGGAGACCCAGCACCGCUGAAAAACAGCCGGGUUCACACAAGAAGGCCGAGACCGAACGAAAAAAGACCGUUUCGCUGUGCUAACAACAGCUGAUCGAUUUUACUGACGAAACGUAGAGGGGUCGCCGGGGCCCUGCUGAGUGCGUUUUUCUCUCCGCGCAGCCGGACAUCCGAAAUGUGAAACAGAGAGCCAGGAGCAUCAGGACAAACGGUUUCCGAGCCACCCAGCGGCUUUCUGUUGUUUCAGGACACCGUUUAGCGGGCAAGCCGAUGGCUCGACACCGGCGUUGGACCACAAAACCACACUCUUCAGCGGGAGACGUCGCCUAACGUUAGCCUUUAUCUCAGUCAGUCUGAAGUUUUUACGAAGUUUGCGUUGACCGUACGCUCGAAGUGCUCGGUAAACCAAUGGUGUCUAGUUGGCUAACGUUAGUGUAGUAAACUAAAUUACACUUUGCCUCUCCGUCACAAAACCUGCUGCUUAAACCUAAAACCCGGGGUCUCGUCAUCAGUGCAAUGUCAACAAGAACACCACUUCCCACCGUCAACGAGCGGAAAGCUGAAAACCAUACUUCUAACGGUCAUGGACGAGUGGAGGGAACCUCUCGGUCUGCAAGGUCCAGCGGUCGAAACCGGAACUCAGGCAGUUCAGGAUCUGAAGAGCAACACCCUCAUGUGGGGAAUUACCGGCUCCUCAAAACCAUCGGAAAGGGCAACUUUGCCAAGGUCAAACUGGCCCGUCACAUCCUCACAGGCAGAGAGGUGGCAAUAAAAAUAAUUGACAAGACACAACUGAAUCCUACAAGCCUUCAAAAGCUCUUCAGGGAAGUCAGAAUAAUGAAGAUUUUAAACCAUCCAAAUAUCGUAAAGCUCUUUGAGGUGAUUGAGACUGAGAAGACUCUGUUUCUUGUGAUGGAGUAUGCCAGUGGAGGUGAGGUGUUUGACUACCUGGUGGCCCAUGGGAGGAUGAAAGAGAAAGAGGCCAGAGCUAAAUUUAGACAGAUUGUGUCCGCUGUGCAGUACUGUCACCAGAAGCACAUUGUUCACAGAGACCUGAAGGCUGAGAACCUGCUGUUAGAUGCUGAUAUGAACAUAAAAAUAGCAGAUUUUGGCUUUAGUAAUGAGUUCACAGUCGGGAAUAAGUUGGACACGUUCUGCGGCAGUCCUCCCUAUGCGGCUCCUGAGCUCUUCCAGGGCAAGAAGUAUGAUGGCCCUGAGGUGGACGUCUGGAGCCUGGGGGUCAUUCUCUACACACUGGUCAGCGGAUCACUGCCGUUUGAUGGCCAGAACCUGAAGGAGCUCCGUGAACGUGUGUUGAGGGGUAAAUAUCGGAUUCCCUUCUACAUGUCUACUGACUGUGAGAAUCUUCUCAAGCGCUUCUUGGUGCUCAACCCCGCCAAGAGAGGAACACUAGAGCAAAUCAUGAAGGACCGCUGGAUUAAUGCAGGCUCAGAGGAGGAUGAGCUCAAACCUUACACUGAGCCAGAGACUGACAUCUCUGACCAAAAGAGAAUAGAUGUGAUGGUCGGUAUGGGCUACUCUAGGGACGAGAUCCAGGAGUCUUUGUCCAAGAUGAAAUAUGAUGAGAUCACAGCCACCUACUUGCUUCUGGGUAGGAAGGCCAAUGAGGAGGUGAGUGACUCCAGCUCCAACAGUAAUCUCUCCUUGGCGAAGAACAGACCCACCAGUGAGAUGAAUGGCCAAUCACCAGCUCACCUGAAGGUCCAGAGAAGUGUCUCGUCCAAUCAGAAAACCAGACGCUACAGUGACCAAGCUAACUCAGGGUUGAAUAAUGUUAAGAGGGCCGUCCCAGGCACAGCAGAUGGUGAUGUCAAGCAGGACGGAGGGGUGGCAGGACGUAAGGCUCCAUCACACAGCCCCCCCAGCCCACUAUUGGGCAAUGCCAACAACCCCAACAAAGCGGACAUACCUGAGCGCAAAACUGGCACCUCUGUCACUCCCAAUAAUAACUCUGGAUCUGCGGGAAUGUCCCGGAGAAACACGUAUGUGUGCAGUGAUAGGAACAACACAGAGCGCCUUUCUGUUAUUCCCAAUGGGAAGGAGAACAGCGUGACUUUGUCUCCUGACCAGCGGAACCCUGGUGCCUCCACUCAUAGCAUCAGCAAUGCUGCCACAACUGAUAAACUACGCUUCCCACGAGGCACUGCAAGCCGCAGUACCUUCCACGGGCAACUGAGGGAGCGUCGUACUGCAACAUACAAUGGCCCGCCAGCCUCACCCACGCAGCCCCGCAGCCGUGGCAAUGCCAACAAUCUGCUCACCAAGCUGACCUCCAAACUUACACGCAGAAAUAUGUCAUUCAGGUUUUCCAAAAGAGUCUCAACCGAGUUUGAGAGAAGCAGGAGAUUUGAGGGCACAAGUCGCCAUGUACCUGGGGAUCAGCAAAAAGAUGAAGGGAAAGAUGGAAAAGACGGGAAGCCCCGCUCUCUCCGUUUCACCUGGAGUAUGAACACCACCAGCACCAUGGAGCCGGCCGCCAUCAUGAACGAAAUCCGCAAAGUUCUGGACGCCAACAACUGCGACUACGAGCAGCGCGAACACUUCCUGCUGCUUUGCGUCCAUGGCGACGGCCGUGCUGACAGCCUUGUCCAAUGGGAGAUGGAGGUUUGCAAACUGCCCCGCCUCUCACUCAACGGUGUUCGCUUUAAAAGGAUAUCGGGGACAUCCAUCGCUUUUAAGAACAUUGCUUCCAAAGUUGCCAGUGAACUCAAGCUAUGAAUAUAAUCUAUGUAGAGGAAUAUAUGAAAGUGUUAAAAUCCUAUAUAGAGAAAUUAAUUAAGCAGUACAAUCACAAACGUAGCAGUUUCCAAAUGUUUUUUUUAAACCACUUACCAUAUAUAUUUAAAAUAAUGUAUAGACUUUAACAUUGCUUAAAGCAAUAAUUUCUUAUGUGUCAAAUAUAUUGUUAAAAGUUGCUAAACACUGUAAAAGAGAACCGGUUUAAACCUUUUGGUUAAGAUUGUAUACUCCAUGACAUGCUCUGAGUAUCCAAAAAAAAAAAAAAAAAAGAGUGGAAAAUUGUCAAGAUAUGGCCUAAAAAUACAGUAUCCAAGAUCAUUUUGAAGUGGAGAUUGCUUUUCUUUUCUUUCUUCCUCUUCAGACAGUGUUAUAUGUAGGUAUUUGGUGUCUUGAGCAGCCCGUAUGUAAAGGGUAUGAGUAAAAUCCCUGAAGGAAAAAAAAAUUGCUUUUAAAUCGCAUACAAGUAUUUUGGAUCUCUGUUGCUCUGCACCUCAGUCUAGUUUCUUUUGUCAUUGAAAGUGCUUGUUCUUGACACAUGCUGCACCCAGCUCAGUUUCACUGUGUGAAUGUAAUGAGGCAUUGCUGAAGGACAGAAGUUCUUUUAUUUAUUUCUUUUUAUGCCCACCACUCGUAUUUGUGUAUAUAAUGUACCUUGUUUUACAACUAUUAUACAUUGUCUUACUCUUGCUUUUCAAGUUCUAAUAUUUUCAGGGCUACUUGUAAAUGGUCACUGAUCAGAUUCAAUAUUAAAAUAGCUAUACUUGACUGUA